Messenger RNA from Fomitopsis serialis, 738 nucleotides. RefSeq lists its product as uncharacterized. Lineage: Eukaryota; Fungi; Basidiomycota; Agaricomycetes; Polyporales; Fomitopsidaceae. Bases 1 to 738 code for a protein of 245 amino acids. The record is from RefSeq and is a predicted model, not a curated record. The transcript is spliced from 10 exons.
AUGGAGAAGCAAUAUUUUGGGAUUUUUCUGCAUUUAAUGGGGCUCUCAGGAAUAUUUGUCAGCAUUUCAGCCAAUGAGAGUGCUCCAAAAUCCCUUUUGAGUGACCGGAGUCGUCGACAGGCCGGAAUUCCGGCCUGUCGACGACUCUGCUUCGGCAGUGGGCGCCUAACUGAGCGCUUAGUAAGCGAUCACUGCUGUGCAUGUUCCAGAGACAUCAAUGUGUUGGAAGCAAUCAUUUUGCUCCUCAUUCAACCACUUCUCUCAGGAAACUAUCUGAAUGAAGGUCAAUUGGAGCAGGUAGUACAAACUGAGCAGCUGCAUGAAAAUUACCAUUUGGGGAAGUCUGCAGGCAUCAAAAGAGUCACUUUGAAGCUGAAAAGAAAUGCACUGACAUGCACAGAGGCACAUUUGAUGGGCAAGACACAGCCGCUAUAUAUACUCUAUGACAUCAUACCUAUCCUAGAGAAUAUUUUGGGGAUUUUCCGCAUUUUAUCGAGGUCACACUGCAGGAGAUACAGUGCCACCAAUGAGCCUGUGGCUGAGAUUCAAACUCAGCCCAUAACCUCGGCAGCCUGCCUGAUUAGGGCAGAAAGGGGCUUGGUGCACCAAUCAGAGUGGCCCGGCAUCCCUCUCGUGCCGUUCGGAGGUGCAACCAUGCCAAAUUUCCGCACAGAUGCACCUCCGAACGGCAUCUGGGCGCUUAUCAGGCGCUUAACCCAGGAAAAAGUGGAAAAAUGA